Molecule: messenger RNA, 2406 nt
Organism: Coniosporium apollinis CBS 100218
Lineage: Eukaryota; Fungi; Ascomycota; Dothideomycetes
Exons: 2
Coding region: 1-2406 (801 amino acids)
Biological process (GO): post-transcriptional regulation of gene expression
Cellular component (GO): cytoplasm
Molecular function (GO): mRNA binding
Source: RefSeq, a predicted model, not a curated record
AUGACCUCCAAGCUUGGCAACCAACAACCUUCCCGGGCUGCCAGUCGUAUCACUGCCUCCAAGAAGCCGAAACGGACCUCUUCCUCAGCCUACUCCCAGGAGAACAUGGAGCAUUCCCCAAUGGACCAGCUCCUGGUCAAGCUCUCCGAGCAGCAAGCCUUGCUCGAGAGGCAGACGCAGGCCUUAACCACGCCGGAUGCGGAUAGGACCCAGGUCCUCUUGGAGAACGAAAUAAUGUUGUCAAGCGGGUCAGUUUCCGCUACCUCUCCCAACGAGAAGUACAAUAUUACACCAACCUCAUCGGGCAAUACUGGCUCAAUCAGUGCGCCGGAUGCGGCGGAAAUGUUGCGUCUCAGAAAGGAGUUGGCGCAUGCCAGAAGCAAGAUAGCUCAGAUGGAUCAAGAGCUCUCCCAAAGCCGCAUCACCAAGCAUACGAUGGAUCAAGCAAUCGGCCCGCCAUCCGAAAUCGACGUUCACGCUCGCGGCGAAGAGACCGAGCAAACGACCAGCCACCUCCAGAUCGCCUUGAACGCAUCCACCCGCCCAACCGCAACUCGUCAUGAUAGCUGGCCGCUGCACCAGCAAGAUGCUCGCUCUGGUUCUAGCGAUGGCCUUUCUGACGAAGCCUUCAACCGCACUCACGGUGCCUGGCUCAACAACGCUCGACCGCCCUAUGGUUUGAGGGGUGGUGACCGUCAGCCAACUCUGCCGAACCCUUCGCCCCCGACUCACGAUUGGAACGCCGUCGGCACGCAUUCCCUGUACAACGGAGGCGUGGGUCAAACCAUGAACCCACAGGCAUUUGCACCUAUCUCGCAAAUGCAACAGCAGCGUCCCAUGUCCGGAAACCUUCGCAUUGAAACAUUCCGCAACAACAACAGCCCAUUCGCGAACGAGCCUGCUCACUUUGCAGUGGAUCAAGGCUUCCGCAGAAGCCAUACCAUCCCAAGCCGCCCUGCUUCGGUUGUUGGUGCUCACUUCAACGGAAGGGCUACGUAUCCUUCCAGCGCGAUGUCUACUGGGGCCAUCGUUUACAGCCCAUCAGUGACUCCACUGUCCUUCCAGUCCAUGACUUCGUUUUCGCAGCAGCGUACGGAAUAUCAGCCACAGCCCAUCGGGACACGUUUGUCCCCAACGGCUCAGGAGUUCGGCGUGGAACGUGAAGCCCCUACGCCUUGGAACAACCAGAUGAGCGGCCUGUCGCAUGGCUUUCCACGAGCCCGCGUUGAUAGCGUACAGUCGACUGGCGACACCGCCGUCACGUACGUCCCACCCACCGAGCCAAUGAACUAUCGUCUUCUGCUCGACCGCAACAUGACAUGCAACUGGAAGUAUAUCGUCGACAAGAUUGUUUGCAACAACGAUCAGCAAGCCUCCAUUUUCUUGCAGCAGAAGCUCAAGGUCGGCACCACUGAGCAGAAGUACGAAAUCAUCAACGCCAUCAUCGCCCAAGCCUUUCCUCUGAUGAUCAAUCGUUUUGGAAAUUUUCUCGUCCAGCGCUGCUUCGAGCACGGCACUCCUGAGCAGAUCAUUGCCAUUGCCAAUGCCAUCCGUGGUAACACUUUGACGUUGAGCAUGGAUGCUUUCGGCUGCCAUGUGGUUCAGAAGGCCUUCGAUGCCGUACCAGAAGAGUACAAGGCUGUCAUGGUCCACGAACUUCUCCGCCGUAUCCCGGAGACAGUCAUCCAUCGCUAUGCUUGUCACGUUUGGCAGAAGCUGUUUGAGCUCCGUUGGUCCGAUUCCCCGCCGCAAAUAAUGAAGUACGUCAACGAAUCGCUUCGCGGCAUGUGGCACGAAGUUGCUCUUGGAGAGACUGGCAGUCUCGUGGUUCAGAACAUCUUCGAGAACUGUCUCGAGGAAGACAAGCGUCCAUGCAUCAACGAAGUUCUUGCAAGCAUCGAUGUCAUCGCACAUGGCCAGUUUGGCAACUGGUGCAUCCAACACAUCUGCGAGCACGGCGCCCCAGCGGACCGCAGCCGUGCCAUCGACCACAUCCUCCGUUUCGCGACUGAGUACAGCAUGGAUCAGUAUGCUUCUAAGGUCAUUGAGAAGUGUCUCAAGAUCGGUGGCAAUGACUUCAUGGACCGCUAUCUCGAGCGCAUCUGCGAAGGCCGUCCUGACCGCCCUCGCAUGCCACUGAUUGAUAUCGCUGGCGACCAGUUCGGAAACUACCUCAUGCAAUACAUCUUGACUCACGCUAAUCCCCAGCACCGUGAUAUCGUAUCGAACCACGUCCGCAAGCAUAUGGUCUCUCUGCGUGGCUCGAAGUACGGCUCCCGCGUCGCGUUGCUGUGCUGCAACCCCCAAUUCACGACUAGACCUGGCCCCCCCGCCGGCAUGCAGCUCAACCGCUACAACAGUAACCUCUCUGCCGGCCGCGGAGGCUUCCCAAACCCCUACCGCUAG